Molecule: messenger RNA, 429 nt
Organism: Microthlaspi erraticum
Lineage: Eukaryota; Viridiplantae; Streptophyta; Magnoliopsida; Brassicales; Brassicaceae
Source: the annotation of a GenBank genome assembly
AUGCGAAGGCUGGUAGGCUGGUUGGAUUGUUCGAGAUACAGAGGAACGUAUUUGGGAUCAGGUCAAGCUGAAGCAAAGAAGGUCUCGAGUGCCAUUGAAGCAGAGUUUCAAGCUUUAAUUAUCUCAAUGCAGAAUUGCUGGUGUCAAGGUUAUCGUCAUAUCAUAUUUGAGGGUGAUAGCAGGAACGUGGUGGAUUUGGUCAAUAAGUCAUCACUAAAUUUCGGGUUAUUCAAUUGGAUAAGGGAGGUUUGGAGUUGGAUGUCCAAGUUUGAAGAUAUUUCUUUUACUUGGGUGCCAAGGGAAGGAAACAAGGCUGCUGAUUUGUUGGCGACGAGAAAUCUCACAAACCAUUCAAACUUUAUCUAUCAUUCUUAUGUUCCUGAAUUUCUAUCGUAUAUAUUACACUGUGAGUUUAUUUCGUCAAGUUAA